Molecule: messenger RNA, 1104 nt
Organism: Bactrocera oleae (olive fruit fly)
Lineage: Eukaryota; Metazoa; Arthropoda; Insecta; Diptera; Tephritidae
Source: RefSeq, a predicted model, not a curated record
ACCGAAAAAAAACCGCAAAUAUAAUAAAUCACCACAAUAUAUACUAAUACAAUAAUGGGUGGACUAAAACGUCCCCCACCAACCAAAUAAAGUUGGUUACAUUUUAAAGGAUCCAUUAUCUAUAUCACUGAGUCAUAACUAAACUCGCUCUUUUUUCCAUACAGGUAGUUAUGGACGCUGAAAUGCCAGUUACACCCACGCCAACCAUGCGUUCGACUGUCACUGUGCCGCGCCCUGCGACUACCCCCGUAGCAGCGCCACGAACAACACCAGCAACAACUGCACCGACAGCUCCACGACGUGCCACGCGCCCAAUGCCUACUUUAGUUUCAGAGCCGCCUCGCCUCCGCUGCCCGCUCUGUUGCCGUUCGCACCGGCUGCAGCACUGCCCCAUUUUUAAGGGUAUGACACCCAAUCAACGUCAGCAGGUGGCCCAAGCACAUGGGCAUUGUUUGAAUUGUUUGGCCCAGACGCACGACACGCAGGAAUGCGUGUCCGAUAUCGUGUGCCAACACUGCGACAGGCCGCAUCAUACCUUGCUGCAUCGAAACCCAAGACGCCCUGGCGCACGGCCCUCAGUACCCCGCAGCCAUGAUGCAGCCCGUCGUCCACAGCCAAGCCAUGCAGCACGACCCCGUCAACGACAAGCACUCGCCGCACCCCGUACUUGGCGUCAGCUCAAUAGCACCUCAACACGACACCAACCCUUAAGGCCGCAUCCUCGUCGCAGGACAGGCCUCAGCAACGUCGUGGCAACGUUGAAACAACUCCAGCGACUGCUAGGCUGAACAUUCGCCUAGGGGGCCGGGAUGGCUAAAUGAGUUCAGCUUCCCGCCCUAAUGCAGUCAACAACACCGCACAACACACUACUCAUACGACAACACAACACACCACUCACACGACAGCGUAACACACCACUUACAGGACAACACUGGCACACCACAUCUGGAAACAUCAGCACACCCACACCCCACGCACCAAGGCAACCUUGCUGGAAGCAGCAGCAUACACCCACACACAGCAGAAUAACUCUACACACGAACAUGAACAAAACCAGGGAGGGCGAUCGAGCCGAACCUCUUUUCCAUCGAAAUCGUCAACAGG